Messenger RNA from Closterium sp. Yama58-4, 576 nucleotides. NCBI's taxonomy places the organism in Eukaryota, Viridiplantae, Streptophyta, Zygnematophyceae, Desmidiales, Closteriaceae. The record is from the annotation of a GenBank genome assembly.
GCAUUUUGGUAGCAAUCGGCUCACAGGCACAAUCUCCACAGGGUUAAGCUCUCUUACAAACCUUUUAAGCCUUGACCUCUCAUCCAACAAGCUUACAGGCAGCAUCCCUGUUGGUCUCACUGCCCUCAAACAGCUGUACAAUCUUGCGUUGUCAUACAACCAGCUCUCAGGAAGCAUCCCUGCUGGAAUCAGUGCCCUCACUCAACUGAACGUUCUGCCACUUCGCAGCAACAACCUUACUGGAUCUAUCCCAGCAGAGCUCAGCCUUAUGCCAUCCUUGAAUGAUCUUGAUCUUUCGUGCAACCAGCUCACAGGCAGCAUCCCUGGUAGCUUCAGUGACCUAACUAGCAUGAAUAAAUUAAAUGUCUCCAACAAUCAGCUCAGUGGGUCACUUGACGUAGUUGCCUCUAUUGGUGUUAACUAUCUCUAUUCCCUUGACCUCUCGUGCAACCAGUUCUCAGGGAGCAUCCCAGCUGCCUUCAGUGAUUUAAAAAGACUGGGAGCAUUAAAUGUCUCUUUCAAUCAACUCAACGGCUCACUUGAAGCUAUAGAAACUAUUACUGCCCUCUAUUCCAU